Cylas formicarius (sweet potato weevil) is the source of this 5262-nucleotide messenger RNA. Its product is annotated as Kv channel-interacting protein 1-like. The record is from RefSeq and is a predicted model, not a curated record. The coding region runs from base 3029 to 3799 and encodes 256 amino acids. The transcript is spliced from 6 exons. Gene Ontology annotation, molecular function: calcium ion binding. Lineage: Eukaryota; Metazoa; Arthropoda; Insecta; Coleoptera; Brentidae.
GAUAGCCGAGCCGUUUGAUCAGCAUUUUGUUUAUUUGAUCGGGCACCCGUUUAACGGACGCUAAUGGGAAGUCUGAUUAGCAAGUGAUCGGGCGCCAUCAGUGCCGUACACAAAGUGCCAACUGCUUAAUGAGUAAUUCGCAAUUUUGCUAUUUUUAGUGGGACCCGUGGUCUCCGUAUGCGCUAUCGCAACACAGUCGGUUUCCAACUCGGCACACUUGUUGCUAGACGCGUGCAAUAUCGUUUUAUUUAAUUUAAUUUCCUUCCGAAAUUCGGUGACGUCUCCCGUCCCUCGACGACGCGAAGUGUGUGAUACUCGUUGGAAUUUUCAGCUUUAAUCGUGCUCCGAAAACUAACAAUUAUUUUGCAGAAAAUUAAACAUAUUUAUGUUGCUGGCGAGGCAUGUAUUGGCUUCAAUUCAAACGUAACCUGAUGUUAAUUUCUCGCAUACUUAAAAGUUACGUAAGCAAAAUUUGCGAUUAAGUGUAAAAAUAUACCGCAUUUUAUAUUCCAUUAAUGAAAGAUUUCCUGUGUAGAAAAUCCUACCUUAUUAUCAGCUGCUGUAAGUUGUUCAAGUUGCAAAUUCAGAAAAUCAGGUAUUUUUAACAACCAAAACUAACAAUUAAUGAUACUUCCCUCCAAUUUUAUGAUGCCUGGGUUUAUUCUUGCAUUCUAAACUUCGUUUCCGUCACCAUGUAACUGAAAAACUGAAAAAAGCUUAUGGUAACUUAAACUAACCAAAACUAAUCUAUUCUUAUGGAUACUACUUAUCACAAGACUCUAUGUUGUUGUCUCAGCUGAAUUGCUGAUUGGCUCAACAUGCAUAAUAGAUUCAACGUCCAUGAGCUUAAUUUACGUAAUAAGAAAUUGUUGACUAUACCCCAGCACAAAAAGGAAUUAUGUAAUAGGUGAUGUUCUUACAAUGUGGCUCCACAAGUUAACUGUCUGGACUGGUCUGAUAUCGGUGGUGCCUACUAUGCAUUUAGAGAUAAGUUUAAGUUUGGUCUUCUCAAAUGUCAACAGUAUCUAGUGUUUUGUUCAUUUUUGUUCAACUUUUCCUAUUCUUCUCCUUUUCCUUUUUAGUUCCAUCUUUGAUAUUUAUUCUUUUUUUAGCUACCAUAUAAGACUUAUUCUUUCUUUCUUUUUAAAUUAGGCUUUAACAUUAUCUGGGUUUUGCAUGGAUGGCCGCGAUUUAUUUCAAGCCUUUUGCUACAUGUUUUCCUAAUUUACUUACACGUAUACCCAGAUAGCACACAAUAUCCCCAGUAUAUCCGGUCAAUGUCCCAUUUAAGUCGCAUGUCCCGGGACAUCCUCUAAAUAAAUACCACAGAUAUCCUCUAAAUAGAUGACCUGAUAUCCCCUUACACCAUAAUGGGAACAUUAGAAUAGAAAUAAGGGAAAAAAGUGAAAAACCGUAAAACAAAAUGAAACAUAAAAACUUAAAUUUUGAACAACUGAGAAGGCAAAUACUUAGUUUUAUCAAAUUUGUGGUGUUUUAGGAGACAUUUUAUUGGCAACGUUUUGUGCACAUCUACAUCGACGUCAGUGUUGGCAAGUCCUAAAAAAACCAGAAUCAAACCGUUAAAAUCAACUUGCUUUUAUUAUUUUUUGGACACGAACGACUUUUUAAUGAAAAUGCCACAGAAAAUACGAAUUCUUCUAAGUAAAAGAAAUACAAAAACGUAAAAAUAAUAUAUUUUUUUAUAAGAUACCAUUUGACAACACUGUUCGUCUGCAAUCAAUGACGCAACCACUCGCGGUCGUGCCGUGCCGGACUCGCUCGAGUCUUGUCGGCUUCUCCUGCGUCUCGUCGUCCGCCAUCUUUAUAAGAAUUGUGUGAUGACUUCACCAACCAUACCCAAUAUGUUAAUUCCAUCACAUGGUUGUAAUCGUACAAUCAAUUGAACUACUGCACAUUACCUUUUCAGUAUUAAGAUUCUAUAUGCUCACAGUCGGAUAUACUAACGACGUCUCAACUAGUAUAACUGAAUAUCCUUAGUAUGUCCUAACAAACAUCCUACGUAUACGUAUCUGAUAUAGUGUGAACGUUCGAAUUAGUAACAUCGUAUACCCUUGACACUUCUUAAGGAUGUACGUUAGCUGAGGACGUUUUACGGAUGUGUUUGUGCUAUAUGGGCAUCUAUUGUAAUUUGUCAUGCUAUUUAUUAUUAUUAUUAUAAGAAUUAAUAACUAUAACCUGAUUCAUUCAAAUAGAACGGCGUAUUCUCCCAUCAGGAAAUUUAACACUUUUAGGACAACCUGUAUACCACAUUACACGCUGUCCAACCCAGAAGAGCUUAUAAUUAUUUUUUCUCUUUGUCUUAGCUUCAUUUUAUCUUUUUUUACCAAUCUUCUUGGUCUUUUUAAAGCAUUUAACGUUUAGCACGUUCACAGAAAAAUUUGAUGUUUGAUGAGAACUAACCAAGCUAGACCCAAUUAAAAAUUCACUCAGAAGCCUCGCCCCGCAUAUCGCGGCCAAUAUCCUCAUCCGCACGAGGGCGAUGUAAAUUUAUCCGCACAUUUAUUUUACCAAACCUCGUAAAUAGCGAAAAGAGGUGCCCAAAACAAAUACAAAUGGCACUGCUGAGUAAACGAUCGCGAAUAGCCGUGUUUACAUUUGCCUCGAGCAUUGUUUCUAAAAUAUUUACCUCCCGGUAAUAACUCAAUACUUGUUUUUUCAACUUUGGAGAUAUAUAAAUCGUCGAAAUUAUACGAGGCCGUUCCGAAAACUUAGUCCGCUUCAACCAUAUAUAUUCAUCCGGCAUUCUUAAUACGAUGUCAUUCAGAUUGAAGAUUUUGAACUGCUCUCCAGGCUGGACUCUCAUGCGAGGUCAAAGGUGACCGUAGCAACACAACUACCAAGUUCAAAAAGUGUCUUCCACGUCCCCCGUAUACGUACUGGCCGAAACAAUUAUUUUUAAAAGCGUUUUAUGAUUGACCAGACCCCAGUCCGUGCGAUUUUAAAUUUAGUUUUGAAGUGGUGGCGAUGAGAGCGAAUUCCUCAAACCGCUGAAGGUGUUUGUGGAAAUAUGAGUGAAGAGUGCGAGCAGGAGAGGAUCGAGAUGGGACAGUUGGCUAGGGGUCAAAGUUCGAAGGGGAGGAGGAAACCUAACAGUUGUAUCCGGUUCUUCAGAGCUACUUGGGCCAAAUUCACGGAAAUCAAAGACAGGCAUCCGAACGACUUGGACAGCUUGGACCUCUACUAUCUGAAUUCCGAGCUAGAGGACUUAGAGACACCGCCGAGAUACCGACCGGAGAGUCUGGAGUCGUUGUGCCGAGCUACGAGAUUUACCCAGGACGAAAUCAAGCGGAUAUACAGGGGGUUCAAGGCGGAGUGCCCCACCGGUGUGGUGAGGGAGGACACCUUUAAGAUGAUUUACGCUCAGUUUUUUCCGCAGGGAGCGAAUUCCAGCCAAUACGCCCAUUUUGUGUUCAACACGUUAGAUCAAGACCACAGCGGACUGAUUAGUUUCGAGGAUUUCGUUCAGAACCUUUCGAUCCUGUCCAGAGGCUCUUUGGAGGAGAAGUUGCGAUGGGCGUUCUCCCUCUACGACAUCAACGGAGACGGUUUCAUCACCAAGGAGGAAAUGACCGACAUAGUCAGCUCCGUGUACGAUCUGAUGGGUAAACUAGCAGAGCCCUGUAUAGACGAGGACACCGUCAAAGAGAAAGUUGACAGGAUAUUCCAGAAAAUGGACAAAAACCAAGACGGUGUGGUGACCUUGGACGAGUUCCUCGACUGCUGCAAAACCGACAAAGACAUCUCGCAGUCUAUGGCGGUAUUCGACUCGUCAAUAUGACCCUCGGUGGAAGGGGUACGGACAUCGGCCCCCCACCACUGGACAUGAACCGUUCGGUUACCAACGCAGCAACAAAUAAAAAUUGUCUUCGACCAAUAAAAAAAAAAGUUGUCCUCUUAAGGUGGCCUAACGCUGCAGCUCGGACCGCCUCCAUUUUAUUUUUUGUGUGUACAGGGUAAAACUGAAGAGAAAAAAUUACGUAUCUUGUCGUGUAGCGCGCUCUUAAGGGGACAGAGGUGAUAACGUUUAGGUUUGGCUCGUUACGUCGUACGAUCGUGCGUCUAUAGAUAGUUCAAAAUUUAUAUUUUACCCAGGAAUUAAUGUAUAUUAAAUCCUUCAGAUCGUGUAUCUAAGACUUUGCGGUGAACUGGAAAUGUGCGGGGCGUUUGAGGCGCGUUUGCGUUAUAAUUACUUGCUCAAAAUGGUCAUGCGUGCUCAAAACCCUCAAGCCGGACCUGUUUCAAAGCAGUCAAUUUUUCCAAUAACUAUGGUUACCGUUAUUCUCUACAUAGAUCAACCGCGGUAUCGGUUAGUUUUAACUUAAUUUGGACUGCAAGUAAGAAGUUGUUUUCUACUUGGAGGAAAUAUAGUGAACCAAUUAGUGGAUAGUCUGAUGGCGAUGAUAAAAGGUAACCAAUAAGACCUUUAUGCUGGCGGUUAGUUUCUGAAUCAUUUUAUCUAUUUACACCACUGCAUCACGAUUAAAACUAUCUUUUUUUGUAGUUGAUAUGCUGUUUGACUCUUAAGUAUGGUUUUUAUACCGGAUUUUUAUCAAUUAUUUACGAAAGCAACCACAAAAAAAAUAACUUUCCGCUUUGGGCACUCGUUCCGCCUGUGAUAAAAUAGCAGUGCUUUAUAAAGCAAAACGGAAACGAGUGUCCUACGUUUGUUAACUUUGCAUAUUAAUUUAUUGUCUUGUGACUCGUGUUGUUUAAUUAUAGCUAUGGUUCCUACUAAUCUAUUAGACGUCGCAGAGACCUUUAAGGCGGUCUUUAAAAAAGGGAAAGGCCUCGAACGUCCCUCUCAUUAUGUCGGGUAUUCUUUUACAUAGAAAUUUACAGUACGUUACGUUUUUCAAAUACUUAUAUGUAAUUAUUUUUGCGAAUAGUCAAGAGAGAUUUAUAAGGUACCUCGAUGUCCACGAUGUUGUUAGAGAACUAAAUCUACAAUAACUUAAAUCUGUCGAAUCCAGAGAUGCAAGUAAAAUACAUGUAUAUAUCAAGGCGUUAUUUGUUAAUAACGUCGUACCACCAUUUCUGUUGUUAGACAUAUCGGCGACUUAGUCGCUUGGAAAAACAAACAAAAAAAAGAACAGGAUAGGGUCGAUUGUAGAUUUUCGUUUAAUUAAAUAAAUCAAUAUUUGUCAUCGAUGUAUUUUGAAUGUUUAUAAGAUGAUACUCAAUUGUUUCAAGCGACACAUUGGGUUUAUCAAUUUUUUAAAUAUACUUACUGAAAGUUAGAAA